This is a messenger RNA of Dictyostelium purpureum, 1437 nucleotides long. RefSeq lists its product as uncharacterized. The transcript has 3 exons. The record is from RefSeq and is a predicted model, not a curated record. Gene Ontology annotation, biological process: regulation of DNA-templated transcription. The coding region runs from base 1 to 1437 and encodes 478 amino acids. Gene Ontology annotation, cellular component: nucleus. Lineage: Eukaryota; Evosea; Eumycetozoa; Dictyosteliales; Dictyosteliaceae.
AUGAAUAAUAUGAAUAAUAUGAAUAAUAAUAAUAGUAAUAAUAUAAAUAUUAAUAAUAGUAGUUCAAUUGAUGAUUCAUCAGACACACAAUCAAUAGAGGCAUCACUAUCAUUAACAUCAUUAGCAAAAACAAAUAAUGAAAUUUUAACAUCAAAUAAUAUAAAUUUAAGUUUUAAUAAUAGUAAUAAUAGUAACACUACUACCACUAUUUUACCAAUUCAACAACAAAUUAUAUCAUCACUAUCAUCAACACCGUCACCAUCAUCAUCACUUUCAUCAUCAUCAAAUAAUAUAGCUGAUCAAUGUAAAAAAUGUCAUUGUAAGAACUCAAAAUGUUUAAAAAUGUAUUGCGAAUGUUUUGCAAAUAAAAUACUUUGUAAUAACUGUCAAUGUUUUGGUUGUCAAAACAAUGAAGCAAAUAUAGAAAAGAUUGGUAAUGAUCAAAGUGUAUUAAUCGAUAAACACAGUAGAGGUUGUCAUUGUAGAAAAAGUGGAUGUUUAAAAAAAUAUUGUGAAUGUUUUCAAGCAGGUAUACCUUGUAAUGAAAAUUGUAAAUGUUAUGAUUGUAAAAAUCAAUCCCAUCACCACUCCAAUGGUAAAUCAAAUGAUAAAAAGAAUAAAAAAAAGCCUCAACAAUUUAAUAAUAUGAUGUUACCACCGCCAACAGCAACCACUACCACCACAACUACAACAACCCAUUACGACCCAGUCACUACACAUUCAGUUGACUCAUUACAACUACAACAUCACCUACAAUUUAACCAACAACAACAUUUACUUUUACAACAACAACAACAGCAGCAUCAACAACAGCAGCCACAAUAUCAUCAACAACUGCAAUCACAAACACAACCACAAAAUUUCAUUGUAAAUAAUAUUCAAAAUAAUGCAACAAAUUCAAAUAAAAAACAAAAACUCUCAAAUAAUAAUGAAAUAAUAAAUCAAGAUGAGGACUAUACUUUAAAAAAUAAGAAUUUGUUGAAAAUGUUUAAAAGUGAAUUAAAAACAAAAUCAUUUUCAGGCCAAAUUAAUUCAUUACUUUUAAAUGAAAAAAUUAAAGAUUUAUGUUUAGAGUUUUUAAAUAUAGCAAAAGAAAAUAUUAAUAAUGAAAGAGAAAAUAGUUAUAAUCAUUUAGAUAAAAAAUUUUCAAAUAUUAACAAUUUAGAUAAAAACAUUUCAUUACGUUGCGAAGAAGAAUCAUUAAAUGAAGUAAAUAAUAGUGAAAUUAAUAAUAAUAAUAAUAAUAAUAAUAAUAAUAAUAAUAGUAAUAAUUAUAUUUUUAAUUAUAAUAAUAUAAAUAACAAUAAUGAUAAAAUAAGUAAUGAUGACAGCGAAGAAAACUAUAUUAAAAAAGAAAAACAAAUUUUACAAACAUUUUCAAUUUUUUUAAAUGAUUUAAUAAAAACGAAUAACGAUAAUAAUAAUAGCAAUGUAUAA